This is a messenger RNA of Chroicocephalus ridibundus (black-headed gull), 673 nucleotides long. RefSeq names its product cystatin F (gene CST7). Gene Ontology annotation, molecular function: cysteine-type endopeptidase inhibitor activity. Bases 46 to 489 code for a protein of 147 amino acids. Gene Ontology annotation, biological process: positive regulation of myelination; immune response; negative regulation of microglial cell activation. The transcript is spliced from 4 exons. Gene Ontology annotation, cellular component: Golgi apparatus; late endosome; lysosome. The record is from RefSeq and is a predicted model, not a curated record. Lineage: Eukaryota; Metazoa; Chordata; Aves; Charadriiformes; Laridae.
CUGUCACUCCUCUCGCUGGCGGGCUCCUCUUCUGAAGCGGUGGAGAUGGCGGUGAAGUUCACCUGCAGCCUCACCGCACUUUGCUGUUUAGCAUUCUGGAGCUUCACCAGGACUUCAGAUGCUACGUAUGUACCACCACCUCAUUCGACCACGAAACCUGGCUUCCCUGUCCCGAUGAACACGGACAAUCCUGGUGUUCGCAAGGCAGCUCGCUUUGGGGUUUACAGAUACAACAACAGUUCCAAUGACCUCUUUCUGUUUAAGGAAUCACAAAUAACCAAAGCCAUGGUACAGAUUGUCAGAGGGCUGAAAUACAUGCUCCACGUCGAAAUCAGACGCACCGUGUGUGAGAAGAGGGAGCACUCCAACCUGGACAGCUGUCACUUCCAGAAGAAAAAAAGCCUGCAACAGAUACUGAGGUGCUAUUUUGAGGUCUGGAUAACGCCUUGGUUAGAUAAAGCAUCUGUCCCCACUGCUGUCUGUGACUGACUCUCCUUUCCCAUGAGAGCCUGACUUACGGGAGAUCUACCACCGUGAGUUUUUCCUUGCCUGGACUGUUGAGGCCAAAACUGAAGCGAGGAAUGGCUGUACAGAACUGCCACAGAACUUUUCUCUCAAAUCACAUGGUUGUUUUUCUCCCUUGGAAAGAUGCUCAAAAUCUGAGUGACAGAAA